This is a messenger RNA of Orbicella faveolata, 926 nucleotides long. RefSeq lists its product as uncharacterized. The record is from RefSeq and is a predicted model, not a curated record. Gene Ontology annotation, biological process: negative regulation of gene expression via chromosomal CpG island methylation; protein ubiquitination. Lineage: Eukaryota; Metazoa; Cnidaria; Anthozoa; Scleractinia; Merulinidae. Gene Ontology annotation, molecular function: ubiquitin protein ligase activity.
CCAACAGUGGCUGGUAUUCAUGGAAGUGAUGUUGAAGGAUGCUACUCACUAGCUCUCUCUGGAGGAUAUGAGGAUGAUCUUGAUUAUGGAGUCUGUUUCACAUACACUGGAGAAGGUGGCAGAGAUUUGAAGGGUACAAAAGCUAACCCCAAGAAUUUACGGACCGCACCUCAAUCCAAGGAUCAAACUCUAACCAGAGGAAAUUUAGCACUAAGUAAAAAUGUUGAAAAUGGCAGACCUGUGCGAGUUAUCAGAGGAUACAAGUCAAAAAGCCCCUUCGCUCCAGAAGAAGGAUAUAGAUAUGAUGGUAAGGACCCCGGCAAGGAAUGCCAUUUGAAAUGGCCGGCGAUGCUCGUUGGAAAAGUUGAGUUGUCAAUCUAGGUGCAGCUCAAGGUGUAUUUGACCCCUAAAGAUACCAAUCAGGCUUGCAAAACAGACAUACUGACAAGAGCUAGUUGACUCUAAGGGCAGUGCUAUUGCCGGAAUGCUUUCAUCUUUACAGCAUUUCUAAAUCUUUCACGUGGCAGCUUCCCACUCGGCCUUCUGGUCACUCCCAAUAACAUUAUACAUGUUUCAGACCAGUGACUUUAAGGUCAUUCUUUGUGAAGAACAACAAGCUACAAUAUGGUGUACUCAACAUUGCACACAGCAGCUCGGCAAAUAUAACAGACUGCAGAUAACUCAUAAUUACGCUUAUUUACAAAAGGCAAGGUGCAUGAUCUACAAAAUCAGCAUCAAAAAUGAGAACUGUCGUUAUUACGUUCUAUUCAGAGUUGGUCGACAUGUCCCCGGGCGCUGUUUGUUUUCGUCAGACUUGGUCAGACUCAAUCAACGUACCUGCUGCUUGCUCUCCACAUAUUAUAAAUACUUGAAGAAUACAAACAAUAGUUUUACAACAAAAUUAGACUGCUGGUAGUCUUUUGCGA